Messenger RNA from Pangasianodon hypophthalmus (striped catfish), 2995 nucleotides. RefSeq names its product EBF transcription factor 2 (gene ebf2). The record is from RefSeq and is a predicted model, not a curated record. Lineage: Eukaryota; Metazoa; Chordata; Actinopteri; Siluriformes; Pangasiidae. Gene Ontology annotation, molecular function: DNA-binding transcription factor activity, RNA polymerase II-specific; RNA polymerase II cis-regulatory region sequence-specific DNA binding. The transcript is spliced from 16 exons. Bases 581 to 2332 code for a protein of 583 amino acids. Gene Ontology annotation, biological process: regulation of transcription by RNA polymerase II.
GUAGGCGACUUUUACAGAAUUAGAGAACUUGUCCAUCCAAAUAUGGUUUAGCUCCUCCCCCCGCCUUGCCCUGGCUGUGCUGCUCUUUCAUAAUGUACAGCUUCGACUUGCAGCAUCAUUACGUGCUCGUUGUCCCGAGCGGUUUACGACUCACGCAUCCUCACCUCUUAAUGCGGGACUAUCGGACCGGCUCCUGAAGGCUCUCCGAGGGCUGCUUGUGGAUAAAUGCUUGCUUUUCUCCAGAUGUUUGAAGUCGUGUAGUUUAGUUGGGAAGCGCGCGCUUAUCUAUGACUUUCAGAGCAGGUGAUCUUUGGAGCGCGUAUUCCUAACUUUCCUUUAAACGAUGUCCAAGCUGGAUAAACACAGGCCAACCUCAAAACUGUAAAAUCACAGAAAAACUAAUUAGAUUACUUUCUACUUCAACAAGACACUCAGACCCGAUUUAGAUAUUCUCUCCAGUGUUACGGAGCCGGUAUCAGCAUCUUCUGACUCUUUGGACUGUUUCUCGGGUUCCUCUCCUCUUCCUCGUGUGCUAAGUGUGCACAGGUGCUAGGAUCUUGUUCUUUCGUUUUUUUUGUAAAUGUUCGGAAUCCAGGAACAUCUUGCUACUGUUGUGAAAGAACGAACUUUUGCGGAAGAAAUGGAUUCAGUCCGUCCGUGGGUGCGUAAUGUCGGAGUCAUGGAUGCAAACGUAGCAGCUCAGAGUGGAGUAGCCCUGUCUCGCGCCCACUUUGAGAAACAGCCGCCCUCCAACCUGAGAAAGUCCAACUUCUUCCACUUUGUGUUGGCCCUGUACGACCGCCAUGGACAGCCUGUGGAAAUCGAGAGGACAGCCUUCAUUGACUUUGUUGAGCAUGAUAAGGAGCAGACGGGAGAAAAAACUAAUAACGGCACACACUACAAACUGCAGCUCCUUUACAGUAAUGGUGUACGAACUGAACAAGAUCUUUAUGCUCGUCUUAUUGACUCUGUAACCAAACAGCCCAUAUCAUAUGAGGGGCAAAAUAAGAAUCCUGAAAUGUGCCGCGUUCUGCUUACUCACGAGGUCAUGUGCAGUCGCUGUUGUGAGAAAAAAAGUUGUGGAAAUCGUAACGAGACCCCAUCAGACCCCGUCAUCAUUGACAGAUUUUUCUUGAAAUUUUUUCUGAAGUGUAACCAAAAUUGUCUGAAGACAGCAGGGAACCCAAGAGAUAUGAGACGAUUUCAGGUGGUCCUCUCAAGCACUGUUAGUGUGGAUGGUCACGUUCUUGCAGUAUCUGAUAACAUGUUUGUACACAACAACUCCAAGCAUGGUCGACGAGCACGAAGACUGGAGCCAGGAGAGUCACUAGAGAACACCAUGGAAUACGGUGAGACGACCACCCCAUGUAUCAAAGCGAUCAGCCCCAGUGAGGGCUGGACCACAGGUGGAGCGAUGGUGAUCAUUAUUGGCGAGAACUUCUUUGAUGGUCUGCAGGUUGUGUUUGGGAGCAUGCUGGUGUGGAGUGAGUUAAUAACCCCUCAUGCAAUCCGGGUUCAGACACCUCCAAGACACAUUCCAGGAGUAGUAGAAGUCACACUGUCCUACAAAUCAAAACAGUUCUGCAAAGGAGCUCCAGGAAGAUUCAUUUACACAGCACUGAAUGAACCAACCAUAGACUAUGGCUUCCAGAGACUUCAGAAGGUCAUCCCUAGACAUCCUGGGGACCCUGACAAACUGGCAAAAGAGAUGCUGCUUAAAAGGGCAGCAGAUCUCGUGGAAGCAGUCUAUGGAAAUACCCACAGUAAUCAGGACAUGUUACUGAAAAGGGCAGCAGACAUCGCUGAAGCUUUGUACAGUGUACCCCGGCCCCACAGUCAACUACAGGCUCUGCCCAGCUCCCCAGUUCAUGGCAGUGUCAUGGGACUAAGCUCCUACCCAUCUCAGCUCGGUGUGAGCAUUGGAGACCCUGGACAAAGCAGUGGCCAAGGUUACAUGCGUAAUUCUACAAGUUUGUCUCCACGGAGCUACCCAUCUGCCUCCACGCCUCAGCAGUCCACCUAUGGCUCUGGAGGAGGCAUGAGUGGAGGGUAUGGAGCUGUACCCAUGGGCAGUCUGGGUGUACCCGGGUCCCCUGGCUUCAGCAGUGCCUCCCCAAACAGCUCUCCAUAUGUUAUGCCAUCUAGUCCCACUAUACCAGGGUCUAGUUCGUCUUCCUCUCUUCUGCCCUUCUCAUCUUUUCCAUCCACGGCCAAGCAGAAGAGUGCUUUUGCUCCUGUCUUGAGACCACAAGGCUCACCUUCACCUGUCUGUCCCACUUCAGGAGGCAAUGGCUUCAGAGCAAUGACUGGUCUUGUUGUCCCACCAAUGUAGAAGACAUAUUGUUAUGAGAUAAGACCUUUUCACCAGCUGAUGUUCCAGGGUUAUACUGAGACAAGUGAUGCCUUUACCUUCUAAUGACUCACAGCAACACACAUCAGCCACACAGAGAGACACUGCAGACUCUUAACAGUUUAAAGCAUAAAUGAUAACAAGCAGUGAACUCCAUCUUUUACUAGAUAUGAAGUAAAUAUGAAUGGGACCGGACAAUGGAAAGUGAACAGCUUUGAGGAACUUCACACAGAAAAGAUGGUAUUUUCAUAUUUGCAUAACUUCUCAUUAGCUCAGAGAGGCUUCACCUGUCUGCCAGUCAUUUAUGAUGAUUUUUCUACAAAGAUUCUGGAUCACAUGAUCAGAGGACUCUCAUCACACUUUAAGAAGCAAGGUGCAAAUCUCUGAGAGAACUGUCCAAAGCUUUUUCAUGGGUUGUGCAGAAACCUUGCUCAUAAAAGACAUUUUACAAUGAUAACCUGAACAUUCCAUUUAUAGAUGUGGAGAAUUUUAUUUUCUUUCUUAGCUCCAAAAUAAGGGAAAUUAUACUAUGUACCUCUCAGAGAUGUGAUUUGAUGACCUCAUAUAUUGACCUAUUUAAAGAAAAUGCUAUAUAAGUUAUUAUUUUUUAGGUUAAGUAAUAAUAAAACACUUUUUUUUAUUCUA